UUUUCCUAGAGGAUCACGACCGAGUCACUGAGAGAGACACUCGCGGGGAGUUGAGCUUCGACACUGAAAUACCCUACCUUUGACAACACCCCUCACUGACGUUUGCCACCGUUUGCUUGCCGUAUCAAUCCAUCAAGAUGCUUCUCUUUUGCCCCAACUGCGCCAACAUCCUCACCGUCUCCGCCUACGCUGGCGUGCGCAACCGCCUCGAGUGCCGCACCUGCCCCUUCGAGCACGCCAUCACGGAGCCCAUCUACUCGCGCCGCGACUUCGAGCGCAAGGAGCGCGAGGACGUCUUCGGCGGCCCCGGCGAGUGGGACAACGCCGACAAGGCGCGCGCUCAGUGUCCCAAGGAGGGCUGCAACGGCGAGGAGGCCGCUUUCUUCCAGGUGCAGAUUCGCAGUGCCGACGAGCCCAUGACGACGUUCUACAAGUGCAUGACUUGCGGAAAUCGGUGGAGAGAAAACUGAUAUGGAGGAGAGAGGUUGAUCAUUUCACGGUGCAUUGCGAGGCGUUGGGCGGGGAUGUUUGGGUUUACUUGGUUUCAUUUGAUAUCCGUGAUCUUUGAUCUCGCUCCCGGUCGCGUUUGCUCAGCGAGGCGGCCUCUGUAAGGCUGCGCUGCGUGUCGAGCAUUCGACACGAGGCGGCAUUAAUCUCAUGCGACUGGCUGGCAUCGUUACCGCAAACGCCCCUUUAUUUGUUUUUAUCGUCAUAACCUCGUGAUGUGUCUGGCAUCGUACUACUUCUGCGACUGCGCACUUCUCCUGGGCAGUCGCCAACGGUCCAUGUCCACAAUUUUUUGAGGCCUGCCCUGCCUCGAGUGCAUUGCCCGGCCGUCAUGUUCCUCGACCCACAACAUGCAUCCAAAUUGCAUGUGUGUCCUUGCCGUGUGUCUAUCACAGCCGUAUUCAUUAUCAGACGUCUCUCCACGGCAUCCG
Messenger RNA from Colletotrichum destructivum, 938 nucleotides. RefSeq names its product Putative Zinc finger, TFIIS-type, DNA-directed RNA polymerase, M/15kDa subunit. Gene Ontology annotation, cellular component: RNA polymerase III complex. Lineage: Eukaryota; Fungi; Ascomycota; Sordariomycetes; Glomerellales; Glomerellaceae. The record is from RefSeq and is a predicted model, not a curated record. Bases 138 to 470 code for a protein of 110 amino acids. Gene Ontology annotation, molecular function: zinc ion binding; nucleic acid binding. The transcript has 3 exons. Gene Ontology annotation, biological process: termination of RNA polymerase III transcription; DNA-templated transcription.